Penicillium longicatenatum is the source of this 3962-nucleotide messenger RNA. It is a transcript of the gene sec31, whose product is annotated as putative protein transport protein (SEC31). The transcript has 5 exons. Gene Ontology annotation, molecular function: protein binding; structural molecule activity. Gene Ontology annotation, cellular component: COPII vesicle coat; endoplasmic reticulum exit site. The record is from RefSeq and is a predicted model, not a curated record. NCBI's taxonomy places the organism in Eukaryota, Fungi, Ascomycota, Eurotiomycetes, Eurotiales, Aspergillaceae. Gene Ontology annotation, biological process: intracellular protein transport; COPII-coated vesicle cargo loading; endoplasmic reticulum organization. The coding region runs from base 30 to 3962 and encodes 1310 amino acids.
CCCACUACCAUCAUCCAUCUACCGUCAUCAUGGUCCGUCUAAGGGAAAUCCCAAGGACGGCCACCUUUGCCUGGUCACCUGGUGCUGCAUCUCCAUUGAUUGCCACCGGAACCCGGGCAGGUGCUGUUGAUGUCGAUUUCUCCAACAAGACUUGCCUUGAGCUCUGGGAUCUUGGUUUGGACCGCGAGGACGCUAGCGAGGAGCUACAACCGCUGGCUAAGAUCGAUACCGAUGCUGGUUUCUACGAUCUAGCAUGGACCGAUUAUGACGAUACCAAACGUGGUGUUAUUGCGGGUGGUCUUGAGAAUGGUGCAUUGGAUCUGUGGAGCGCCGAUAAGCUGCUUGCUGGAUCGAGCGAUUCUUUGAUGUCCCGAACCACAAAACACUCCGGUGCCAUCAAGGCCCUUCAAUUCAACCCUAAGCACUCGAACCUCCUGGCCACCGGUGGCGCAAAAGGAGAGCUCUUCCUUUCCGAUCUGAACAAUGUCGAGAACCCCUUUCGAUUGGGUAACAAUGCCGCCCGCACAGACGAUAUUGAAUGUUUGGACUGGAAUAAGAAGGUCGCUCACAUUCUGGUUACUGGUAGCAGUGCCGGUUUUGUGACCGUGUGGGAUGUCAAGACGAAGAAGGAGAGCUUGACCCUCAACAACAUGGGACGCAAGGCUGUUAGCGCCGUUGCUUGGGAUCCCGAGAAGCCUACUAAGCUUGUUACUUCGACUCCCUCCGAGACAGAUCCCAUGAUCUAUGUCUGGGAUCUGCGUAACUCGCAUGCUCCCGAGCGGACCCUGAAGGGCCAUGAACUUGGAGUGCUUUCACUUUCUUGGUGUGCUCAUGACCCGGAUCUCCUCCUCUCCUCCGGCGCAGAUAAUCGCAACAUCUGCUGGAACCCGCAAACUGGCGUAGCCUACGGCGAAUUCCCCGUUGUCACCAACUGGACUUUCCAGACCCGCUGGAACCCCCACAACCCCAAUUUCUUCGCUACUGCGUCAUUCGACGGCAAGAUCUCGGUCCAAACUCUCCAGAACACUCGCACCGAUAUGUCACAGGCCAUUGAUGACCAGAACAAGGCGCUGGAUGGCGAGGACUUCUUUGCCAAAGCCCAGACCCAACCUCAAGUCUCCAAGUUUUCCCUCCCGAAGCCCCCUCGCUGGCUUGAGCGUCCCUGUGGUGCUUCAUUUGGCUUUGGCGGUCGCGUCGUCUCCAUUGGCGUUUCCGAAAGUGGAUCGCGUGCUUCUAAGAUCAAGAUAACUCCUUUCGAGGUCGACGAGAGCGUUGGCAAUGCUACGGAAACCUUCGAGGCUGCUCUGAAGGAGGGUGACCUCCGGAGCCUCUGUGAAACUCGUAUCGCGGGUGCUUCAACUGAGGAGGAGAAGGCUGACUGGACAGUUAUUGAAGCUCUGCUCUCCGAGAACCCUAGAAAGGGUUUAGUCGAGUACUUGGGCUUCCAGGAUCAAUCCGCUGACGAAGCCGCCGAUAGCUUGUCCAAGCUUGGCUUGGGCAAGAAGGAAGACGAGGAGACUAACGGCACCACCGAGAAGCCCAAGGCUGCAGUGAAGAAACACAAGCGUCUUCAAUCUAUGUUUGAAGGUACCCCCGAUACUGAUAACUUCCUGUCGGAGCUUGCUGCAUCAAAGGGUGCCCAGACCAACAAUCCAUUCCAAAUCUUCAGUGGCUCUGAAAGUGAGGCAGAGCAGAAGAUCACUCGAUCUUUGCUCCUCGGAGAGUUCGAGAAGGCCCUUGAUAUUGCUCUUCAAGAGGACCGCAUGUCGGAUGCCUUCAUGAUUGCUAUCUGUGGUGGUCAAAAAUGCAUCGCAAAGGCCCAGGAGUACUACUUCAGCAAGCAGACCGGUGGACCCAACUACAUGCGUCUCCUUGCUUCCAUCGUAGGCAAGAACCUCUGGGAUGUUGUGUACAAUGCCGACCUUUCUAACUGGAAAGAGGUUAUGGCUGCAUUGUGCACUUUCGCUGACCAGAAGGAAUUCCCUGACCUCUGUGAUGCCCUCGGAGACCGUCUUGAGGAGUUGGUCAAGAGCAGCGACGACAAGAGUGCCCGUAAGGAUGCCUCAUUCUGCUACCUUGCUGGUUCCAAGCUCGAGAAGGUUGUCGCUAUCUGGGUCGAGGAGUUGCGGGAGAACGAGCAGAAGGGCAUUGAGAAUGAUGCGGAAAAUUCCACUUUCUCUAUCCACGUCCGCGCUUUGCAGGGUCUGAUCGAAAAGGUUACCAUUUUCCGACAGGUCACCAACUUCCAAGAUACGGAGCGAACCAAGGACUCGGAUUGGCGUCUUGGCAACUUGUACGAGAAGUAUAUUGAGUAUGCGGACGUUGUCGCUACCCAUGGUCGUCUCCAAAUUGCUCAAAAGUACCUUGACCUUGUACCAGAGAAGCACCCCGAAGCUGAGGUGGCUCGCAACCGCAUCAGACUCGCCACGAGACAGGUUCCGCAAAAGGCACAGGCUGCUGCCACCACAGCACGCGGCGGCUUCAAGCCUCUGCCCCAGCAGCCGAACGUCUACUCGCCACAGCAAACUUUCACCCCUGCAGCCCCUGCAGUUGCUGUGCCGCAGAACCCUUACGCUCCCACUCAAUCGCCUGUCAGCAAUCCCUAUGCUCCUCCAACAUCAACGGCAGCAUUCGGAGCGCAGCAGCAGCAGCCGCCGCCGCCGCAGCAGCCACCAGUGAACCCCUAUGCUCCCCCAGCUGCUGCACCCGCCAACCCAUACGCUUCGCUCUCCGGCAGCAGUGGAUACACCCCUGCUGGAUACCAGCCAGCUCAAAGUGUAAAGCCUACAUCGUACGCUCCGCCAUCCCAGUUUGGCGCACAGCCUGCGGUCACCGGCGUGCCUCCUCCACCUCGCGCGAAUAACCAAUCACCCGCCAACACCAUCACCACCUACACAACUGCCACCGGACUCCCUGCAUGGAAUGAUCUUCCAGAGGGCUUUUCUAAGCCUUCGGUGUCGCGUCGUGGUACUCCCGCUGCUGCCCCUGCUGCUAUCAGCUCCCCAUUCCCCAACCAGUCACCUCCUCUCGCUCAGGGCCCUCCACCGGUGGCUGGCCAGCGUGCGCCAUCUGUUCCUCCUCCACCUAAGGCCGGUACUCUUCCGCCGCGCGUGUCGUCGCCUUUGACCUCGAACGUGGCUCCUGGCCCCUCUCCUCCACCGCCAGUCAAUCCCUACGCCGCUCUUCCCACCUCUCCGCCUGUAGGUCAUAUGGCUCCUCCGCCUGGGUCAAUUCCCCGAGGACCUUCGCCUUACAAUGCUCCGCCAAGCAUGCCACCACCGACGAACCGGUACGCCCCCAGCCCAGCUGCUCAGGCUGCAAGCCCUCAAAUGCAGAACCGUGGCCCGAUGCCUCCUCCCCAGUCUGGCGCUUCGCCAUAUGCCCCCGCGGCAGCUCAGGCCCCGCCGCCUAACCCAUAUGCAUCCGUCCCGCCGCCAAACCAAUAUGCAUCUGCCCCUCCGCCGCCAGCUGCUGCUGUUCCUCCUCCACCUCGCGCUGCGGUUCCUCCCCCGCCCCAAGGUUCUCGUCCGGGUACCGCUCAGUCUCAGGCAGCCACUCCCCCUCCCGCGCCUGCGGCACUCAAAUACCCUGCGGGAGAUCGUUCUCACAUUCCUGCCCACGCCUUGCCCAUCUACGAGAUCCUCAACCCUAAGAUUCAGUUCCUUGAGCCUCGCGCCCCCGAGAAGUUCAAGAAGCAAACCCAAAGAUCCGCAACCUCUUUGAAUGAGAUCUUCGAUCGCCUGAACAACGAGACCUUCAAGCCUGAAACUGUGCAGAAGCUCGUUGGUCUGGCGCAAGCGGUCGAGGCGCGCACAUACGACGUUGCUCUCAAGUUCCACCAAGAUCUCCUGGUCAACAAUAGCGAUGAGUUCAGCUCCUUGCAGAUUGGUGUGAAGUACCUGAUCCAGAUGUGCUCGGCUACUUGGCGACCUGAGGCUCCCUCCCAGUCGCAGAUUAUUUAA